Delphinapterus leucas (beluga whale) is the source of this 3385-nucleotide messenger RNA. RefSeq names its product dishevelled segment polarity protein 1 (gene DVL1). Gene Ontology annotation, molecular function: frizzled binding. Gene Ontology annotation, biological process: canonical Wnt signaling pathway; intracellular signal transduction. Gene Ontology annotation, cellular component: cytosol. Lineage: Eukaryota; Metazoa; Chordata; Mammalia; Artiodactyla; Monodontidae. The record is from RefSeq and is a predicted model, not a curated record.
GGCCCGCGGUCCCUUUAACGCGCGGCCCGAGGGGGCGGCGGCGGGGCGCACGGACGCGGCGGGCCUCGCGCCCUCCCUGCCUGCGUCCCGGGCCGGGGGCGCAUGGGUGGCCGCGGGCGGCGGGACAGCAGCCGUGGUGUGCGCGGGGCCGGGGCCGGGGCUGAGGCCGGCAGGGCGGGCGGGGCCGGAGCGGCCGGGCGGGGGCGCGGGGGCCUGGCGCGGCUGGGCCGGGAGCGGCGCGCGGGCGGGGCGCGGGCCGGCGGCGGGGAGGCGCCCGCGUCCAAGGCCCGGGCCGGGCCUUAGCGCCGCGCCAUGGCGGAGACCAAGAUCAUCUAUCACAUGGACGAGGAGGAGACGCCGUACCUGGUCAAGCUGCCCGUGGCGCCCGAGCGCGUCACGCUGGCCGACUUCAAGAACGUGCUCAGCAACCGGCCCGUGCACGCCUACAAAUUCUUUUUCAAGUCCAUGGACCAGGACUUCGGGGUUGUGAAGGAGGAGAUCUCCGACGACAAUGCUAGGCUGCCCUGCUUCAAUGGCCGCGUGGUCUCCUGGCUGGUCCUGGCUGAGGGCACACACUCGGAUGCAGGGUCUCAGGGCACUGACGGCCACGCAGACCUGCCUCCGCCUCUCGAGCGGACAGGCGGCAUCGGGGACUCCCGGCCCCCCUCCUUCCACCCGAAUGUGGCCGGCAGCCGAGAUGGGAUGGACAACGAGACCGGCACGGAGUCCCUGGUCAGCCACCGGCGGGAGCGAGCCCGACGCCGGAACCGCGAGGAGGCCGCCCGGACCAACGGGCACCCGAGGGGGGACCGGCGGCGGGACCUGGGGCUGCCCCCCGACAGCGCGUCCACCGUGCUGAGCAGUGAACUUGAGUCCAGCAGCUUCAUCGACUCGGAGGAGGACGACAACACCAGCCGGCUGAGCAGCUCCACGGAGCAGAGCACCUCCUCCCGGCUCAUCCGGAAGCACAAGCGCCGGCGGAGGAAGCAGCGCCUGCGGCAGACAGACCGGGCCUCCUCCUUCAGCAGCAUCACGGACUCCACCAUGUCCCUGAAUAUCAUCACCGUCACGCUCAACAUGGAGAGGCACCACUUCCUGGGCAUCAGCAUCGUGGGCCAGAGCAACGACCGGGGCGACGGCGGCAUCUACAUCGGCUCCAUCAUGAAGGGCGGCGCCGUGGCUGCCGACGGCCGCAUCGAGCCGGGUGACAUGCUGCUGCAGGUGAACGACGUCAACUUUGAGAACAUGAGCAACGACGACGCGGUGCGGGUCCUGCGGGAGAUCGUGUCCCAGACAGGGCCCAUCAGCCUCACUGUGGCCAAGUGCUGGGACCCGACGCCCCGGAGCUACUUCACCAUCCCGAGGGCUGACCCCGUUCGGCCCAUUGACCCGGCCGCCUGGCUGUCGCACACGGCGGCGCUGACCGGAGCCCUGCCCCGCUACGGUACGAGCCCCUGCUCCAGCGCCGUCACGCGCACCAGCACCUCCUCACUAACCAGCUCGGUGCCCGGCGCUCCGCAGCUGGAGGAGGUGCCGCUGACGGUGAAGAGUGACAUGGGCGCUGUCGUCCGGGUCAUGCAGCUGCCGGACUCAGGCCUGGAGAUCCGUGACCGCAUGUGGCUCAAGAUCACCAUCGCCAACGCCGUCAUUGGGGCGGACGUGGUGGACUGGCUGUACACGCACCUGGAGGGCUUCCGUGAGCGGCGGGAGGCGCGCAGGUACGCCAGCAGCAUGCUGAAGCGCGGCUUCCUGCGGCACACGGUGAACAAGAUCACCUUCUCCGAGCAGUGCUACUACGUCUUCGGGGACCUGUGCAGCAACUUCGCGGCCCUGAACCUCAACAGCGGCUCCAGCGGGGCCUCGGAUCAGGACACGCUGGCCCCGCUGCCCCACCCGGCCGCCCCCUGGCCCCUGGGGCAGGGCUACCCCUACCAGUACCCGGGGCCCCCGCCCUGCUUCCCGCCCGCGUACCAGGACCCCGGCUUCGGCUAUGGCAGCGGCAGUGCUGGCAGUCAGCAGAGUGAAGGAAGCAAAAGCAGUGGGUCCACCCGGAGCGCUGGCGGGAGCAGCCGUCGGGCCCUGGGGCGCGAGAAGGAGAGCCGGUCGGCUGGAGCUGGGGGCAGUGGCAGCGAGUCGGACCACACAGUGCCAAGCGGGGUGGGCAGCGGCGGCUGGCGGGAGCGUCCUGCUGGCCAGCUCAGCCGUGGCAGCAGCCCGCGCAGCCAGGCCUCGGCCGCCGCCCCAGGGCUCCCCCCGCUGCACCCCCUGACAAAGGCGUACUCGGUGGUGGGUGGGCCGCCUGGGGGGCCGCCUGUCCGGGAGCUGGCCGCUGUCCCCCCGGAGCUGACAGGCAGCCGCCAGUCCUUCCAGAAGGCCAUGGGGAACCCCUGUGAGUUCUUUGUCGAUAUCAUGUGACCAAGGAGAGAGUGCUUCCGGCCUGGCCACUGCUUCCAGCCAGUGGUCCUGCUGCCCCUGCAGGAGGGGCUGCACCUGGAGCCUUUGUGGCCUUCGUGGCCUUCCUGGGCCAGACCAGCCUGUGCUUCGUGCCAUGGGGUCUGGGCCUGGCCAGAGUGGCAGCAGGCUGGAGGAGAGGGGCUGAGGGCAGCCCAGGCCACCGUAACCUGGAUGGCAGCCCGUUCUCCUGGCCAGAGCAGCUGUGUCUGUGCAGACCCUGGUGGGGGGGCCUCCAUCUCCCUGUGCUCAGGCAGGUCUGACCUGCCCCCCUUGGCGUGUGCCUCAGGGACCCGCACUCGCCCACAGUGCUGUGCACGGGGCCUCAGGUUGAGCUGAGAGGUGGCCGCUAGGCCUGGGCCCCCCUCUUCACCCGGUUCCCAGGCCCCACCUCCCAUCCUGCCCAGGCCGGGGUGGGGGGCCUUCUCGGGGGUAGGGUCCUAGCCCCGAGGCCUCUCUCUGGCUGCCCAGGGUAGGGAUCUAAUUUAUUUAUUUAUUGCCUGGCCUGUGUGCUCCACGGGGUGGCGGCCAAGUCAGCUGUCCCCCACCCCCAGCCACUGGAGCAGAGUUUCAUGUGUUCACCCCCACCCCGCAGGGACACACGGUGUGUCUGAAGGUGUGCGGGAGGACGGUGAGGGGGAGAUGGCAGGAGAGGGAAGGUGACCCUGAGGGCAAGGGCCACAGAUGCACACAGCUGCUGCCGGGGCGGGGUCUGGGGCAGAGGGCGUGGCCAGUUCGCCCCUCCCCGCGGUCCUGGGGUGGCCGCCCACGCACGCACGCACGCACGCACGCUGCUUCCUCCGUCCAGCGUCGCUGCCCUGCACACGUCUGCACUGUAGAUACUGUGCAGGCUGGAGCGUCGUCCAGGUAGUUAAUAGAGCUGCUUCUGUGUAAAUGCUAUUUUAAACACUAAAAAGCAUUUAAUUUUAUGGGA